This is a messenger RNA of Ananas comosus (pineapple), 2535 nucleotides long. Its product is annotated as aluminum-activated malate transporter 5-like. The record is from RefSeq and is a predicted model, not a curated record. Gene Ontology annotation, cellular component: plant-type vacuole membrane. Bases 129 to 1901 code for a protein of 590 amino acids. The transcript has 6 exons. Gene Ontology annotation, biological process: malate transport. NCBI's taxonomy places the organism in Eukaryota, Viridiplantae, Streptophyta, Magnoliopsida, Poales, Bromeliaceae.
GAGCGAAUGCAAUAAAGAAACAAACCUUUUCCAACUGCAUCUCUCUCUCUCUCUCUCUCUCUCUCUCUCGCCCCUCUCGCUUCGUCUUCCUCCUCCUCCUCCUCCUCCUCUACCCUUGGAGGUCAACAAUGGCGUCGGCGCCUCCGAUGGGUUCCUUCCGCUACGUGUUCGAGCAGAGGAGCCGGGAGCGGCUCCUCCCCUCGUCCCUCAAAGACGCCCCCGGAUGGGGCCCCGGCCUUGACUCCCUCCUCGGCGGGGACGGCGCCGGCGCCGAUGACCGCGGCCUCCUCCGCCGCAUCGGCGACGCGAUCGCCUCGAUCGGACCGAGGCUUCGGGGUUUGGCGGUGGAGGGGUGGGAGUUCGGGAGAUCGGACCCCCGGAAUGUGGUGUUCGCAGCGAAGCUAGGGUUCGCGCUCACCCUCAUCUCCUUCCUCAUCUUCCUCAAGGAGCCCUUCAAGGACCUCUCCAGUCACUCCGUCUGGGCCAUCCUCACCGUCGUCGUCGUCUUCGAAUUCAGCAUCGGUGCAACUUUAAGCAAAGGAUUUAAUCGGGGUUUAGGAACAUUGACUGCUGGAGGACUUGCUUUAGCAGUGGCUGAAUUAUCUACAUUGACAGGACCGUUGGAAGAAGUUUUUCUUAUGAUUAGCAUUUUCAUUGUGGGAUUCUUUGCAAGCUAUAUGAAGUUAUACCCGACGAUGAAGCCUUAUGAGUAUGGCUUUCGAGUUUUCCUGCUCACGUUUUGCUUCAUUAUGGUCUCGGGAUACAGGACAAAAGAAUUUCUCCAUACAGCUGUUAGUCGCUUUUUACUUAUUGCACUCGGUGCUUGUGUUUGCUUGGGAGUCAACAUCUGCAUCUAUCCAAUAUGGGCAGGAGAAGAUCUGCACAACUUGGUAGCGAAAAAUUUCAUAGGUGUUGCCAAGUCCCUGGAAGGCUGUGUUAAUGGAUAUCUUCAAUGCAUGGAGUAUGAAAGGAUCCCUUCGAAAAUCCUUACGUACCAAGCUUCUGAUGAUCCUUUGUACAGCGGGUAUAGGUCAGCUGUUGAGUCAACUGCCAAAGAGGAUGCUCUUUUAGGUUUUGCUGUUUGGGAGCCUCCACAUGGUCCUUACAAGAUGCUAAAGUAUCCCUGGAAGAACUAUAUUAAAGUUAGUGGGGCUCUGAGGCACUGCGCAUUCACAGUCAUGGCGUUGCAUGGCUGCAUACUUGCAGAAAUACAGGCACCACCAGAGAGCAGACAAGUUUUCAGUGAUGAACUACGGAGAGUAGGUAUUGAAGGUGCUAAAGUAUUACGUGAUUUGGGAAACAAAGUCAAGACGAUGACAAAAUUAAGUCCACAAGAUAUUCUCUUAGAAGUCCAUGAGGCAGCUGAACGGUUACAAAAGAAGGUAGACCAGAAAUCAUACCUUCUAGUGAAUUGGGAAAGCUGGGGUGGCAAUAAGCAUCUCGAAGGAAAAAUAAAGGAAGAAUCAGAUGGAAUCAAUUCCAUUGAAAUAGAAAACAAAAAUCCAGCAACCAAAUCAAAUAGUGAAGUGGUUCUUGGUCUUGCAUCGAUCCAAUCAUCAAAGAACUCGAUCAUUCAUAAUUCAAUCAGUAGACUCGAUUCCUCUUCAACAGCAGACAUGUUGUUGAAGCAGCAACUAUCUUGGCCUGCUAGGAGAUCAUCAUUCAAUCUAGAUGUACUGCCUGCUGAAGAAGAAUCUAAAGUGUACGAGAGUGCAAGUGCAUUAUCGCUGGCAACAUUUGCUUCACUUCUGAUUGAAUUUGUCGCCAGGCUUCAGAAUCUUGUUGAUGCCUUCGAAGAACUUAGUAAGGUAGCUAACUUCAGGGAUCCGGUGAACGAACCAGCAGCGAAGACUUCUGGGCUCUUAAGCAGAAUAUGCAAAUUUAUUGGACUGAAGAGUUGAUUAGAUCUUAAUCUGGAAAAUUUUGUAGAUCCCUUUGUGCGUUUAUCUGUUGCUGACAUGAAAAUAGAAGGGGAAGAUGCGAUCUCAAUAAAGUAUGUACAGUCGGUUGAAGUGCUCUACAUUGAGGAGAAAGUGUGUUCAUGAUGUUGAAGAGUAUGAAUUUGUUAGAAGGUUUGUGUGUAGAACUACGAAGCUUCAAAAGUCAUGUGAUAUUUGAUCCAAUUUUUGUUGGGAAGUCUGCAUUAAGGAGAUGGAGGUCCGUGUCCACGAAGAGUCCGAGCUUGUAAGGAGGUCGCUUUUGUGGGUUAAAUGAUAAAAUGUCAGAAACUUGGUGAUAUUUGAUCCCGCUUCAACAGGAAAGCAGAUUGAUGGCUACCCAAUUUGUCGUGGCGUGAGCAUGGUGGAUGCAAUUUCAUUAUGAGGAAAUGUAAUUAAUAUAUUUUUUUUCUUUGGUUGGAGAUAUGUUAGAACUGUAUGUGGGCAUGGAGCUGUCGGUAAUUGGUUUCUCUCUUCUACGGUUUCAAUUGUUCAUACCUAAUAGCUUGAAUCCUUGUAAUCUCACAUCAAAUUGAUUGCAUUAACUGAACAAGGACAAUUUCUAUUUUAGUGCUUAAAUAGUGUUUUUUUUUUAUUA